Molecule: messenger RNA, 525 nt
Organism: Cryptosporidium muris RN66
Lineage: Eukaryota; Apicomplexa; Conoidasida; Eucoccidiorida; Cryptosporidiidae
Exons: 1
Coding region: 1-525 (174 amino acids)
Source: RefSeq, a predicted model, not a curated record
AUGGUUGAGGAGGCUAUAAAUAAUGAUCUUGUACUUAAGUCUGAAAGUUAUUCAGCUGUAGAUUGUAUUAAAGAACAAGACAAUAAUAUGUCUUUUGAAAAAGAAGAAUUAAAUAAAACAUCCAGUUCUUGUUCUUUUAAUACUAUUGAUACCAAUAACGUGACUAGACGUUUUCCUCCAAACCAAUUCUUGAAGUUUUCGACACUAACUUUGAUCCCAGGGAAACCUAGGAAAUGGAAAAAAGUACUAAGAAGAACUGGAAGUACAAGUGGUGCUGCAUGGCUAUAUAGAUGGGAAUAUAUACCUGAAAGUAUUGAUAAUGUCUUUAUGGAGAAUCUUGAGCUUGUAGCCAGGGGAAUUAUUGGACCACGUAGGACAGGAAGGACAACACGAGCAGUAUCUUUUCAGCUUCGUGAGACUUCUGGUUCAAAUAUCAGUACUAUGUACCAUGAGUCAGAUGGAAGUUUUGAUUAUACAAAUCAAAGCUAUUUAGCAAAUUCUACAGAUAUGAAAGUAUCUCUAUAA